UUCACAAGAGGCUAAAUGUAUCUCACCAGAGUAAGCACCCCUCCACUGGUUUGAAGACCGAUGUCUUUGGGAAGGCAAACAGGCAACAUUGCUCAAUCACUUUAAACAGACUUCACUAAACAAUUUAAAUAUGUAAUUCAUUGCCUCUGAACUAAUCAAACUGAGGUUAUACCAUAAAUCAGAUAGUGAUCGCUACUGGACGCAAGCUGAUUUGUAGAUCAGUCAGUCAGCAAUCGCCUGCAGUCGUUUUGAUGCUCUCGAUCACCGCAACUGUCUUGAGAAGUAAAUAAAAAGAUGUCGGGGGAGGGUGUCUUCUGCACCAUUCAACCAAUCCAGUAAAUGUGGAGGAGGAGUUAAGAUGUGUCGAUUGGUUUGUACUCGGGCAUGACAUCAUAUAGCCAGACAUCAGUCCAGGUAGUGACAGCCAACCAGAGUGCAGGAAGGCAGCCGCGGAGCUGAUGGACACACAGCGAAUAGCCAAUGAAAUGCCUUUAUUUGUCAGGCGGGGGCAGGACUAGCUUCAUAUCGACAGGUGGAGAUGCUGUGAAACAGUACUAGCUGUCACUUCUUAUCAUUUAGCGUUAUAAGGGAAUAAACUAUGCUAUUGGAAUAAAGAGGGAUUUGACUGUGCAUUACACAUUUAUACAAAUAGCCUCGAGCCUUCUGGAAAACCGAAUUAGAUGGUGUAGAAGUGACAUCACAACCGGAUUACGGUCUGACGCUGUGUUUUACAAUAUUUUACAUGGAAUUGAAAGAAACAACAGAAGACGUGACAAUGGCUAUGCAUUUAUAUAAAGUUAGUAGUAUGCUACUAGAAAAUACAGUCGGGAAAAUGAGUGACAACGUGACAUCGGUGGUCCUUGCAGUGUCUGUGAUCACCCUAACUUUGGGAUAUAUUUCUAAACUGGUGCUCAAACAGUCACAAUCUUCUUCAGACGAAGACAAGAAAUACCCACCAUGCAUACCUUCUAGCAUUCCAUUUCUGGGUCAUGCCAUAGCAUUUGGGAAAAGUCCCAUUGAAUUUCUGGAGAAUGCAUAUGAGAAGUAUGGGCCUGUUGUCAGCUUUACCAUGGUGGGAAAAACCUUUACCUACCUUCUGGGUAGUGAGGCAGCCACACUGAUGUUCAACAGCAAGAACGAAGAUCUCAAUGCAGAGGAUGUCUAUUCUCGAUUGACCACGCCAGUUUUUGGCAAAGGGGUUGCCUACGAUGUACCUAACCAUAUUUUCCUGGAACAGAAGAAGAUGUUUAAGACAGGACUGAACAUCACGCAUUUCAAACAGCACGUUGAAAUCAUCGAGGAGGAAACUAAGGAGUACUUUUCACGAUGGGGAGACAGUGGGGAAGAAAACCUGUUUGAGGCCCUGUCGGAGCUUAUCAUCCUGACGGCCAGUGCCUGUCUGCAUGGGAAGGAGAUCCGCAGCAUGUUGGACGAGAAGGUGGCCCAGCUCUACGCAGACCUGGACGGGGGCUUCAGCCAUGCUGCCUGGCUGCUGCCUGGCUGGCUGCCGCUGCCCAGUUUCAGACGAAGGGACAGAGCACACAGGGAGAUCAAGAACAUCUUCUACAAGGUCACCCAGAAACGCAGAAGCUCUGGAGAGAAAGUGGACGACAUGCUGCAGACCCUCAUAGAUGCCACCUACAAGGAUGGGCGGCCCCUGAAUGAUGAUGAGAUAGCGGGCAUGCUGAUUGGUCUACUCCUGGCUGGACAGCACACAUCCUCCACCACUAGUUCCUGGUUGGGCUUCUUCCUGGGCAAAGAUAAGGCCCUACAGAACCGCUGCUACGCUGAACAGAAAACUGCAUGUGGUGAAGACCUGCCCCCACUCAACUUUGACCAGCUGAAGGACCUGACUUUGUUGGACCGCUGUUUGAAAGAGACCCUCCGACUCCGUCCACCCAUCAUGACCAUGAUGAGAAUGGCACGCUCUCCUCAGACUGCAGCAGGCUACACCAUCCCAGCCGGCCACCAGGUGUGUGUGUCCCCGACGGUCAACCACCGUCUGCAGGACACCUGGACAGAGAGGAUGGAGUUUAGGCCUGACCGCUUCCUCAAUGAUAACCCUGCCGCAGUUGAGAAAUUUGCUUAUGUGCCCUUUGGAGCCGGUCGACACCGCUGCAUUGGGGAGAACUUUGCCUAUGUUCAGAUCAAGACCAUCUGGUCUACCAUGCUGCGCCUUUACGAAUUUGACCUGGUCGAUGGCUACUUCCCCACAAUCAACUACACAACCAUGAUCCACACCCCACACAACCCAGUCAUCAGAUACAAGAGGAGGCAACACUAAAAGACACAGAGCAAAACACAGCAGAAAAGAGGUUACACCCAGGAGAAGAGCAAGGCUUUGUCCAAAAUGGCUUCCUAUUCUAUAGUGUACUAAUUUUGUCCAGAGCGUCAUAGGGCUGCGGCCAAAAGUAGUGCACUAUAUAGGAAAUAGGGAGCCAUUUCAGAGUUCCCUCAACAAACAACCUUACUUACCUUAAAUGGUUUGAUUUAGAGAAAAUUGUUGUACUUGGUGGAAAUCAAACAACUUUACUUUGUGUUGCCCUCACCUUAUGUUUACGAGUUGUUAGAAUGUACACUGAAUCAGUUUGUUUCUUCACUAACGGCUUCUCUUUUGUAGUCUAAUCCCAGAUUAGAUCUGUUUGUGCAGUUAUGCCAAUGACCAUAGGAUUUGGCUACAGUAUACAGCACAAACAGAUCUGGGACCAGGCUUAAUCUUUUGGCCAUUCUAUUUCAACUGUCACGGUAAUACAUAUACAGUGAGCUCCAAAAGUAUUGGGACAGUGACACAUUUUUUGUUGUUUUGGCUCUGUACUCCAGCA
Messenger RNA from Coregonus clupeaformis (lake whitefish), 2822 nucleotides. RefSeq names its product lanosterol 14-alpha demethylase (gene cyp51a1). Lineage: Eukaryota; Metazoa; Chordata; Actinopteri; Salmoniformes; Salmonidae. Gene Ontology annotation, molecular function: monooxygenase activity; iron ion binding; heme binding. Bases 743 to 2284 code for a protein of 513 amino acids. The transcript has 10 exons. The record is from RefSeq and is a predicted model, not a curated record.